ACUGUCACGGGGCUAAAUAAAAAGUACAUCAAAUACUUUAGGCAACACAUACAGGAAGCAACAAAUUUUAAAUCCAAGUUUUAUACUUUUGUAAUUUUUUAGAUCUUUUGGUAAUAGAUCUGCUUUUUCGCUAUCGCAACUUUUGAUUAUGUCUGUGGCAAUCAGCGUCAGGGACGAUUUCGAAAUCCCAAACGAAAGUCAAAAUUCGGUCCGAAUUGAUCGGAAAAUCGAGACAGAAAAGCGGAAGGAGGUUGGGGAUUGGGAAAAGGUUUACAAAACGCACCAAAAUUUCAAAGUUCAAACGGUUCCCGACCAAAACUUGGAGGUCGCAGAGGUAAUAAUCAAAUCUGAAGAAGUUCCAGAGUAUCAGGAGGAGUAUUCAGAGGGAAUUGAACUUCCUGAACUGCGCGAAGAAACUGAAAUUACCAAUGACGUAGAAUUCUCGGAAGACAACAGCUUUGAAGAGGAGGAGGAUCUGUUUUCCUGCUCAUCGUUUACAUCCUGUUGCUCCUACAAGGCUAUUCGACAAUCAAUUCUUGGGAGAGAACAACGGGACGCCUCCACCGUUUGUUUAAAGAGUCGGGAUUUCGACCCAGAGCAGAAUCAAUUAGAAGAAAUCCCCCCUUCUGAAGCAGAUUUAACCCAUAAUUCCUCCUCCGUUAAGAUCGUAAUGGAAAAGAAAUCGAUUAGAUUCACACCGGAAAGCAGCGAUGGUGACUACGAUAUCACUUUAGAAGAGGUCCACCAACAAUUCUCAUCCUGGUUCAAGCGCAGUGAAAUCGAUGCUGCCUACUCCAGCUUUCAGCAGGUGGACGAGAAUCUGGAUGGGUUCAUUGGCCUGGGAGAACUGAAGAGAUUCCUGGAGAAGCUGGAGAUGCCACAAACCCACUUGGCGGUCAAAAGGGUGAUGACCCAUGUGGUUGGCAAGCACGAGGAGCGGCUCAACUUCUGCCAGGCGCUAAUCAUCCACGGAACUUUGAUAAACCGUCUGGAAUUAAGGAAGUGGAGUCUGCAGGAUCGCGAGUACCGGCGUUUGGCCAUGGCAAAAGCGGUCGAUGUUUCCCAAGUUGGUGUAAGUGGAGCAAAGCAGUUCUUCGAGGCCAAGAUAGCCAUGCAAACGGAGCCUAUUGCUUCAAAUUCAGCUCAACCGAUGGCCAGGAUUCCAGUUGCCAACUCCCCGGACUCGCAGAAUACCAGAUCCAAAAGCGGGCAAUUCAAGUCCGCCGCCGCCAUUUUUAAAAAGCUCGAAAGCGAGCAAUAAUUAACCAGCUGAAUGAUUUUUGUGUCCAAAUUUUAAGUUAAACUAUAAUGGAAAAUUCUUCGUUUUGAAACAGGUUGACCUUGUGUCUACUCUAUAACUUCCAUAAUUUAUUUGCCAAUAAAAAGCGAUCCAGGAACGCAAAAGCUGCUUAA
Messenger RNA from Drosophila ficusphila, 1413 nucleotides. Its product is annotated as EF-hand domain-containing protein D2 homolog. NCBI's taxonomy places the organism in Eukaryota, Metazoa, Arthropoda, Insecta, Diptera, Drosophilidae. The transcript has a single exon. The coding region runs from base 149 to 1261 and encodes 370 amino acids. Gene Ontology annotation, molecular function: calcium ion binding. The record is from RefSeq and is a predicted model, not a curated record.